GGGGAAGCUCACAUCACUCGUUUUCUUCCGUGCAAAACUCAAGGACUAUCCCAGCAGCGUUCAAGAGGGAAAGGCGUCCCUGCUCUCUCUUCCUCUUUUUCUCUUCCCAAGGAGCCUCCCUUCAAGUCCCUCCCGCGGAUCUCUCUCGCCCUCCCGGCAGGACUUUGCAACUUCUGCCCCCGGCUCCGCUGGCCUUUUAUUUGCCAUUUUUUCCUGGCCUGUUUUUUUCGUGGUUUUUUUUUUUUUUUUUUCUUCUCCUUUUCCUUUUGUCAUUUCUCCCUCCCCGCGGUCCGCAACGACCGGGAGGCUGGUUCCCCGCGGCCGCGGGGCACGGCCGGGACCACCGCGGCCGGGCGCGGAGCCUCCAGCGGGCAGCACCGCCCCCUCCCUCCGUCGCUGCCUCCGCCGGGAGCGCGUGUGAGGGAAGCGAUGGCCUAGAAAUUAAGCAGCACAUCUGAGGUGGUACAUCUGCCUCUCCCCCCCCUCCCUUUUCUUACACUGUUUAGGGUUUCUCCCCGUCUCUCCCUCUCUUGCACUUUUACAAGAAAUUUUAAUUUACUACUUCUCCCCUCCCCAAGUCCGAGGUGGUCGCGGAGGAGGCGAGGCGCUCCCCAGCCCUUCAUGCGCGGCGCUGGGCUCCCGGGGAGGAGGCGAGCGGGGGGCCAGCUCCGCGCUCCGCAGGAAAUGCCGGCGCUGCGGCGGGCAGAGCCCCCGGCCCCCCGCCGCUGCUCCCCGGCCGCUCGCCGCUGACGGCCGCCCGGGGGUGGGGGGGGUUUGGUUGGUCGCUCCCGGCCCCUGCCCGGCUGGGAAUAAGCCCCGGGGCGGCGGCCCGCGCUGCCGGGGGUGCGCACGGAGGCCCGUCGAGGCCAUGACCGGCGGCGAGGCGCGGAGCCCCGGCUGCGGCGGGCGCUGCCCGCCGGCGGGGCGGCAGCCCGGCACCCCGCGGGGCGGGGGCAGCGGCGGCGGGUGGGGGGCGGCCUCCCGGGCCGCGCUGCCGCCGCCGCGGGAGACCUGGCGCCGCCGGAAACUUUCCUCGGCGCUGUGCGCCGGCUCCCUCUCCGUGCUGCUGGCCCUGGUGGUGAGGCUGGCGCGGGGGGAGCGCGGCCGGGAGCUGGCGGCGGAGGGCGCCGCGGGGCCGCGGGGCUGGGGCUGGGGCUGGCUGCCCCCCGGCGCCGUGCCCCUGGGCCUGGCCGGCGCCUUCUUCGGCGCGGGCCGCUACCUGCUGCGCGGCGGCGUGCGGGCGCGGACGGCGGCGCUGCUGCUGGCCGCCUGCUGCGGGGGGGAAGCGGUGGCGCAGACGGCGCUGGCGGCGGGGGAGGAUCACUUGCUCUCCCUCGCCGCCACGGGGGUGGUGCUGAGCUGCCUGGCCGCCGUGACAUGGCUGGUGCUGAAGCUGAGGCAGGGCGUCCUCAUGCUGGCCGUGACUAGCGCGGCCAGGACCACGUCCCUCGUCGCCUUGGAGAGGGUCCCGGCGUCCUGGCGGCCCUACCUGGCCUACCUGCUGGGGCUGCUGGGCGUCCUCCUGGCCGGCUACGCCGACCGGCUCUGGCCCCCGCGGCGGGCCGCCCCGCUGGCGGAGCCUCCCGCCGCCCCCCCGGCCGCGGACGAAGCCCCGGUGCUCAGGCGGCGGCGGCGGUCCAGCUCCAUGAUCUCCCCCGAGAUGUCGGGCGGCGGCGGCAGCAGCAGCAAGACCCACCGGCGGACCUCGCUGCCCUGCAUCCCCCGGGAGCAGCUCAUGGGGCAUUCUGAAUGGGAUCACAAACGAGGACCCAGAGGCUCACAGUCUUCUGGUACCAGUAUCACAGUGGAUAUCGCUGUCAUGGGAGAAGCACAUGGGCUCAUUACAGACCUUCUGGCAGAUCCUUCGCUGCCCCCCAAUGUGUGUACUUCGCUGCGAACAGUGAGCAACUUGCUUAAUACGCAGUUAACCUUCCAGGCCAUCCACAAGCCAAGGGUGAACCCUUUGGUGUCCUUCAGUGAGAACUACACCUGCUCUGACUCAGAGGAAUGUCCAGAGAAAGGAGAGAAAUUAGCUAUUCCCAAGCGCUUACGGAGAAGUUUGCCUCCAGGACUGCUGAGACGAGUGUCCUCAACUUGGACCACAACAACAUCAGCCACAGGAUUACCUACACUGGAGCCAGCUCCAGUGAGAAGGGAUCGCAGUGCCAGCAUCAAACCUCAUGAAUCAUCUUCAUCCAGCACUGACUCCUGGAACAGCUCAAUUCUGAUGACAAUCACGAAGAGCAGGUCCUUCUCCACCUCCUACGCCAUGUCGUCUACCAACCACCUGAAUGCCAAAAGGCAGAGCCGUCAAGGUAUCCCGCCAAAUAUUUCACCUCUCACUUCCCCAUGCCAUUCACCAAUUCAGGGGACGCCUGCUACAAGUCCUACCGGAAAAACAUCAUCUGUAUCAUUUCCAGACUCUACAGAUAUUGACAGCAAGCAAGGUGCAAAGCCACACAAAGUCUUAACUUCUACUCAGAGUGCACCUAGCAUGUCAGACCCUAUUAUCAGCCCCUCUGUCAUCUGCAGCAGCUGUGGCAGACCCUAUAACCAAAUAGAAGCUGGUGAUGGGACAUUAGAUAGAAAUGAUGGUACCACACACACCCUGAACAGAACAGAUGAUCCUGCGCAAGCCACUUCUGACUAUGAGACCAACAACAGUGACAGCAGCGAUAUCGUACAAAAUGACGAUGAGGCAGACUGCUCCAAAGAGCAGACGCGGAAGGGAUCUGUCUGUAGGACGUACACGCCUGAGACCAUCAUUCUGCACCCCUUAAUAGCACCUGAGGACAAGCCUAUACUUGCUCCUGAGCCUCUGAUUAUGGACAACUUGGAUCCGCUGAUGGAACAGCUAAAUAGUUGGAACUUCCCAGUCUUUGAUUUGGUGGAAAAAAUCGGAAAGAAAUGUGGUCGGAUUCUCAGUCAGGUAUCAUACAGGCUUUUUGAAGACAUGGGGCUGUUUGAAACCUUUAAAAUACCAGUGAGGGAAUUUAUGAAUUACUUUCAUGCCUUGGAAUGUGGAUACCGAGAGAUACCUUAUCACAACCGCAUCCAUGCAACUGAUGUUCUACAUGCCGUGUGGUACCUUACUACUCAGCCCGUCCCAGGACUCCCAACUGUGAUUAAUGAUCAUGGGUCAGCAAGCGAUUCAGAUUCUGACAGUGGAAUCACUCACGGCCAUAUGGGUUAUGUGUUUUCGAAGACAUACACACCUACAGAUGACAGCUACGGAUGCCUAGCUGGCAACAUCCCUGCCCUCGAGUUGAUGGCUCUUUAUGUAGCUGCAGCCAUGCAUGAUUAUGAUCAUCCAGGAAGGACCAAUGCCUUUUUGGUAGCAACAAGUGCUCCCCAGGCAGUGCUGUACAACGACCGCUCCGUCCUGGAGAACCACCAUGCUGCGGCUGCCUGGAACCUUUUCAUGUCGAGACCAGAGUACAACUUCCUGGUCAACCUCGACCACGUGGAGUUCAAGCAUUUCCGCUUCCUCGUCAUUGAGGCAAUUUUGGCUACUGACCUGAAGAAACAUUUUGAUUUUGUUGCCAAAUUCAACGCCAAGGUGAAUGAUGAUGUUGGAAUUGACUGGACUAAUGAGAAUGACCGCUUGCUGGUUUGCCAAAUGUGCAUCAAACUGGCUGACAUAAAUGGGCCUGCAAAAUGCAAAGAUUUGCAUCUGCAGUGGACAGAAGGCAUUGUCAAUGAGUUUUAUGAACAGGGUGAUGAAGAGGCUAGCCUGGGCUUGCCAAUCAGUCCUUUUAUGGAUCGCUCUGCUCCUCAGCUGGCACACCUCCAGGAAUCUUUCAUCACUCACAUUGUGGGACCACUAUGUAACUCCUAUGACUCAGCGGGGCUGAUGCCAGGAAAAUGGAUAGAAGAUGGUGAUGAAUCAGGAGACACUGAUGAGCACGAAGAGGAAGAAACAGCAGAAAUGGAAACUUGUGAAAAUGCUGAAUCCAGAAAGAAGUUCAAGAGGAGGAAAAUCUACUGUCAGAUCACUCAGCACCUGCUUCAGAACCAUAAAAUGUGGAAGAAAGUAAUUGAGGACGAGGAGAGGUUAGCCGGGACAGAGAAGCAAGGCACGGAGCAAUCCACACUGCACCAAUCUUCAGAACAAAUCCAGGCCAUCAGGGAAGAGGAGGAGGAGAAAGGGAAGCCCAAGAGGGAUGAAGAAGAGAACACAACUGUAGAACCGAACCAAUGACAAUAUUUACAGCAGUAUUUUAAGACAGAUUGACUCGUGCACAGACUCUUUCUCAAGCCAGCACAGCAUUUAGACACAACACUGUAGAAGUAUGGGAUAAUGCGCCUACAGCUGUUUAAUUUGUUUCUCUUUCCUUUUUAUGGUGAGGUACAUUGUUUAAACUCCUUUGCUCAAGGAAGCUUUCACACUGCGACACCGGCUUUUACAGACUUUCUUUAAAGAGAUUUGGGGUUGGGUGGAAUUAUAUAAAUAUAUAUAUAUAUAGCCAGGGUUAUUGGCUGCGCACUUCAGCAAAAUACAUUUUAUGAUAUAUUAUGGUCACUGUGAUAUUUACAGAAGAAAGCUCUCUAAGGAAAUGCUGCUUCUAAAGCACAUUUGCAGUUAACAGUAAGGUACCAGUUAAGUAGCUUUUGAUCUUAAUGCCGAGGGAUAAAAGUUCCAAAGCUUUAUAUGAAUGAUACAUCCUGCCAAUAUAUGUGUGCAUGAGGGGGUGUUUGCAAGUGUGAGUGAAUAUAAUGUAAUAUUGCGUAGUUUGAGUUAUUAUACUAGCUGUAGCACAUGUCCCAGAACACAACAACAAACAGAAGGCCUGAGUUUCAGAGAAUUUGUGUCCACAAGGGAACCAGAGUCCGUUUUGAGGAGCUUUGCAUUCUCCGUAGCCCUCCAAGUCCCAGUUUGCUCCAGCUGCAGGCAGCAGCCUUUCAGCAGGGGCUGCGGUAGCCCGGGCUGCAGGCCUGGCCCCAUCCGGCUGUGUGGGCUCCUCCACCUUCUCCUCUUCCUCCUCCUCCUCCUCGGUGCUUCCCAGACUGCUGGCGAAAGGGAUGUGCCAGGAAAUUUAUUUUCCAAAGGGGGUUACAAAGGACUGUGUGGCACGCUGGUCUGUUCUCCUUGAGAGGACCUGGCCCUCUGUAUACUUCUGAGUGCGAGAGUGGCUGUGUGGGACUGUGUGCGUGUUUGGCAGGAGAGAACAGAGAGCAAAUGUGUGUGCGUACUCGGACACUAGAGGCAUACUGUCAUCUUCCUACCCUAACCUUAUGCCUCCGUGCAUCAGUGGCCAAAUAUAUCAUUUAAGAACGAAGCUAAACUAUGUCCCUUGAGAGCAAAAGAAAGGGAAUGUGGGGGCCAUGCCCUUCCUCAGAAUAAAAGGCAAACGAUGCAUCAGGAGCAGUGUGGGGGACCGGUGCUGGUCCUGUGUCGGCCGGCCACUUGUAUGUCUCAGCAACCACUCACAUGAGCUUCAGAGAACUUGUUUUCUUCAGUGUGAGGUGCUGGAUGGGAGCAGUUUGUUACUGGCAUUCUGCUUAGAAGCAACAUGUUUGAACCCACCAAUAUACUUUUUUUCUUUUUUCUUUUUUCUUUUUUUUUUAAGAGAAAGGAAAAGAUCAGGCCUGUAAGAAGAGCAGAUCUUUUUUUCGUUCUGUUUAUUUGUUUUCUCUGUUGUUUAUGCUGUGAGCCAAAUGUCUAUUUAAAAGGUUGGAUAUUCACUACCAAUAUUUUAUUUCACAAUAUUAUAUUUGUCAAUGAUUAGCUAUCUAGAUGUAAAUAUGGAAAAAUUUUUAUGGGUUCCUGUAGAUAAUGAUAUCUUUAAGAAAAAAAAAAAAAAGAAAAAGAAAAAAAGGGAAAAGUUUUUUUGUAAAGCUAAUUUUUUAAAAAAUAAAUACAAAAACAUUUUUAUACAGUGUAGCCAUUUGCAAACCCAACAAAUAAAGUCUUGAGUAAUUUGUAUAGACCCUUCUGGGAAGCCAAUGGUCUACAGGAUCAAGGCUUUAAAAUACUAAUGCUCUUUGGGACUGGCAGCACCAACCAGUACCACACAAUUUAGAGUUUUGUUCCCACAAAAAGAAUUAUAUAUAUAAAGUUCAGUAUCUCUCAAAAAUCAUUUGACUAUGUAUGCUUUUUAUAUUUUAACCCUGCAGCCCCUUGCCAAGAAGAGGAUUGCUUGUGUGAGUAAGAAUGCUUGUGAAAGGAAGAGUUUGUAGAAGUCCUUUCUAUAUGAAAUUUCUGACAUUGCAUCCAUCACUUUUUGUUAUUGUUACGCAUUCACCAUAUUUCGUUAUCCUAUUGAUACCUCCCCAAAAAUGUUGGAAAACAUCCUCUGUCAAAGCCAAUCAGCAUGUGUGUUGUCACUUCAGAGUUUCUUUCUGCUCUGCAUUUCCGUUAGAGUGAGCUUUUGCUACAAAACAGGAUUUUGGUUUAUUACGGUUUGCAUUUGCCUGAUAUUGUCCCAUCCUACUCUUACCAGUAGAGAAUACAUUUGCCCUUCGACAGAGUGACUCUAGAGCAUGGCUCUGAAUGCUCUUAUCAGCAGAAAUAUUUAGUAAGUUUUUCAAUGAAAUCAGGAAAGCAAAGAUCCAAAUUACACUAUUAUUUUAAAGGGAAAUGAUAUAGCAGAAUUAAUUCAAAACAAAAAAGAUGUCUCCACCAAUUCCACCUUGCACUGUUUUCACACCUCUUCAGUCACUUUGAUUAAUCAUUUUAUCUGGGUUUCUCUUGUACCUUAUAGUAUGAGAAUAAUUUAAUAUGCCUCGUUCUGUCCUGUAAAAAUUAAACUUACAGAGAUGCUUUAAAAUGUCACAUCUUCAAGCACUUUUUGUCUCCGUUUUCAGUGCAUGGUCACUGGGACUGGAUUUUUUAAUAUUGAUUUUUAUGUUGCCUUUCCUAGCAGAAGAAGAAAAGAAGCUAUUGCAGAAAGUGUUGAUGGGGUGCCCAGUUCAUAAAAUUACAAAGAGGCAUUCAAGAAUGAGGUGAAGUCCUGCAAGUGGACUUCCACAUACUCCUCUAAGCAAGCAUACACAGGGUUGAACUAAGAAAAAUUGUCCUAAAAAUGUGCUGAAAGUGCGUUACUAUAUUUUUCCUAGUCACCGUUUUUAGUUGCCAUUAGGUAAAAUCAGUGUCAGCUUCUAAUUUGUUAAGAUUUGUUCCUUCUUUAUUGCCAAUGCAGCUGUCACAAAUCGUUACUGCAUUGCUACACAAGCCUGUUAGUGGGUACAGCUCGAUUGACUCAGGUCUUUUACAGUGAAGGAAUUGCUGCCAGGCCGAAAAUCAGAAUGAUCAUUGAUUUUACCCAAACUGGAAGGAAUACCAGUGAAGAAGCUAAAAGAACUGGGAGUGGUUAGCUUGGUAAGAGGUGACUUUUUUUGCACUCCAAAUAGUUGCUAAUAGAAUCCAAUUUCUGCAGGUGUCCACUCCUUAUGAACCUGAUUUUCAGUCCUUGCAGUGCACUUCUGGCAGGCAGUGAUCAGGAAAUUUCCCAGGUUGGCUUAAAUAUAACACAGAAGAAAGUACCAGGGAGAUUUUAUGUCAAACGUGUGAAUACCAUUUUUAUUCUUUUACUUUGGGGUUUUUUAGUAGAUAAUGAAGCUGGUAAUUUUUAGAGGUUUUUAUAAUAGUUUCUGGUCUAAAGGAGGUAAAACUUUUUGAGCUGCAGUUGCAGCAACCUUUUGGAGUCUAGGCCUUGAUGGUUUUCCUCUUUGCACAGUCCUUUGGUGUUGCAAACCCCAAAUAAACUACAGCCUGUGCAAUAAUUUUGGGAAAAAAAAAAUAAAAGAAUUGUAUUCUGUCAGUAAAGUGCUCAGCUUUCAGGUGGGAUGUUUACAAUGUUGAUAUGGGUUUCUGGUAUGUACAGUAUGCAAAGAAGUUUCUUAAACACUAGAAAAAGCAAGGCCCAUUUAAAGUGUUUUACAGUUAAAAAAAAUCAUGUUUUAGUUUUCAGUUCUUUAAAAACCAGGGAGAGAAUCAUUGAACUAUUUUUUCAGAUUGGAAUUUUGUUUUCUCCACUGUAAUGUCACUUGGUGUCUGAUCCUAUUCCCCUCUAGUCAAGAAGUCUGCUAUUCCCUUAAGAGGAGGCUUUCUGUAGAGCUUGCAUCUCCCUGUGUAGUGAGAAGAGCACUCUGCUGGUCACGUAGCAACCACGUAUAUAAACCCUUGUAUCUCCAUAUUCCCAGUUUGCUUGGUAGUCACAUGCUGUUUACCAUGGAACAUAACUUCUCUCAUUAUGCUUGUGUUGCAGAAAGAACAUAUGGAAGUGGAGAGUGUGAAAGCCCCAAACUAUUUAUGUUAUUACUUUUAAGAGGAUCCUGAGCCUUUGGUUUCCAAGAACCCAGAAAUACCUGUGUCUAGAAGUAAUAAUUUCCACCACAUUCAAAGGGCCAUAGUUUACUAUUUAUGCUCCAAUUCCUGAGGAAACCUGGCAUCUCUUGAUUUGUUUUGAGCUAAUGUACAGGGCGUGUCGACACUCAUCUCUGAAAAUCAGUUGCUUCCUCCAGUCGAAAGAUGGUGUUUGAUGCAAAGGUACAAGCUAUGCCUCAGAAGUGAGCUGUAGGAGUCUGCUAGGAAAAAGGUAUUCUACUGUGCUCUUGGCAGCAAUUUGAACUCCCUUCCUCUGUGAAUGAAACCCCUUACAGAGAGCUUGGGAAAUGGCUGUGUAUCACCAAUGGCAUCCCCUGUGACCUUGUGCAGGGUGCUGGCUCUCACAGCAAAUGAUGGUCACGUUCUGGCAGUAAAUGGUUCCCAAGGCAGAUGUAAUCUGAGAAUGCAUUUGUUAACAAUGCAAGGAUAAGUUAACGAUGUUAACUGUUCAUCAGUUUUUACCCUGACAUCAUGUAUGAAUCCAAGACUGCGAUUGCUCAGGAUGCAUUUGGGACUUUUACCCUUAGUGUACUACUGUUAGAAGUUCUUAAGAUCCUAGAGGUCUGAAUUUGGAAGGAAGUCUGUAAAGAUUCAGAUAGAUGCUUCUAAAAGUACCAUUUGGCAUCUAAGCAAAUUUUGUACCCAGCUCCCUUUUUCUGCUUUCCAUGCCGGACUUUAAGUUCCUUUGUUUUCUCUAGAAAAGUCUCCUAAAUUUCUGUCUGCUUUGUAGAUACAAAAAUCUUUCUAAAAUUCUGGCCCCAUCUGUCUGUCUUCCUUCAGAAAUACCCCCGAAAGUAGAAUGCAGCAUGGAGAAGCCAAGGAUCUUGCCAAACCGAGCAUCAGUCAGUGGUGCGGCCAAUGAGGACUGCCCAGCCUGUGCCCCAGUCUGGGCGCAUUCGCACCCAGCGCCAUGCCUAUGCUGCUGAGCUGUGAGCUGAGUAGGUGUGGGUGGCUGUCAUUUUGGUUACUUGGCAGCCUGAGCCCCACCAGGUUUUAGCGGGACUUAGGAUCUUAGAGAAUUUUGUCCGUUCUCAAAAUGAACCUUAGGCACUUUUCAAAAUUUUGCCGUAAGUAUAAUGCAGCAAAGUGCUUGUGGUUGGUCCCAGGUGUUAAUGAAGUACUUGUGCAAAGUCUCAUUAAUUAUCUGGCACAUCCUGCUUGGUCCGUGUGGUGUGAUCCUGUGCUGGUGAUGGUGAGAGCUUUGCUGUUGAAGAUGAUGGUUGCAGGUUUGAGUCCACCCUCUCACUGACUUUCCCUUGGCACAGCCAGAUGUGCCAGUCAGUGUGAGCCUGGGCAGCCCGGCAGAUCCAGCUGUGCCUGUGCCUGCAGCUGCGAUCCAGAGAAGGCACAAGGCACUUGACCAGCAAAUACCCCAAGCAGAUGCACCAGCUGAUCGAAGUGUGAGAGAGGCAACAUAUAUGUGUUGUGGUUCAUUUGAUAGACAUAGGGUUCCAUAGGUAGGGAGGGCAGUAAUGACAGUCUGUGGCUUUUCUUUCUCUGAAAGAAGAUGCUUUUAACUGUUGGAAAACCUGUAAUUCAUAAAAACAUAUAAUAUUUGCUGUUACUUUCACAAGUACUGUUAUGGUUGAGAUGUUCCAGCAUUACAUGUUUAAGGAAGAAAGGUUUCAAUUUAAGGAUGAGUAGGAGAAUUUCUUGAGCAUCCCAUGGCUUCGUGGGCAGAAGAUUAGAUUGAGGCUUGUGCCCAGAGCGGAGAACGUGCCUCUGCCAGGUCUGCUGCAGGCACCGCAUCUGGGAGGCAGGCGCGGAGGGUUGCUUGCUUUUUCCCCGUCUCGGGCCUGGACAUUGACCUGAGAACUUGGGUAUUCUUCCUCUGGCAGCACAGCGCUGGUGUAAUUAGUCCUUGGGUUGAUGAGGUUGUAGACAUGCAGGUAGAAAGUCAAACUGGCAAUUCGUAGGAAAGAGAAAAGGAUAUUGUAGCCCAGUGUGAAGCAGACUUUAUGUCACACACUUGAUUUCACUUUUCUUUCAAAAUCAAAUGUAAUCCCACUGUAAUGAAGUAACCAUGGAGUUUCUGGGGAUUUAAUUACUGUUCGAUGUUGCAGCAUUAGUCAAAAUGGUGGCAGCAUUAAAAAGGAGAUAAUUAUUCCCAUUAAGUAGGGUAAGGGAAUGCUUUUCUUUUUUCUUUUUUUUUGUUUUUUUUUUUUUCAUAUUUUUAGGUGAAUCAACAAAUAGGAGUGUCCAGGCCUCCUGAAGAAAAUGUAUGUUAAGUGUUUUUGAACAGAUGGGGGAAUAUUUGAAAUUAGGUGACAGCUGUCUUAAGCAAUCAUUGGAAGAGCUAGCAAAAAAUACUGGUUAUUGGAGGCAAACUUUGAAUUAGAGCAAAAUAGCACCAGUACUUUUGAAAGCAACUUAGUAUGAUAAAUAUUUCUUUGAAUUUUGUCACUUUCAUUCAGCAAAACAACAUUCCUCUGGAGGUAAAUCAAAGCAGGGUUUUAGCCCCUGCUGUGGUAGUUAUUGAAUCCCAGUGUUGGAGGGAGCAGUGCUAGAGUUAUCCUCCAUUUACAUCCAAAUUAUGAUUUAUUCAGAGGCCAUUAGUGGGAUUUUCCUGGCAGGCAGGUGUCCUUUUGAUGAAAAAAUAUAUCAUGCCUCCUCAGUAGGAUGCAGAUGUUGCCUGUGUGAGCACCCACCUGAAUUCUUAGGACGAUACAAGCUCCUCAGUAGGCUGUGGUCAGAAGAGCAUGCGUGCAUUUCUGGAGAGUCCAUUUUCACAAUGACAAAAGGGGGAAAAAGCUUGAGUUAGGUGACAACACUACUUUGAUAAAACUGAAACAACAAUAACCAUUGAGCAGUUUGAAAGCUUGCCAAUGUCACUUGAGGUGUAUGCAAAAGUUUCCCCGAGUGCUUGCAUAUGUAAAACUAUUCCUUCUGAAAGGUGAUGAGUUCAGGUAUAACCAACUGUCCUUGGCCGUGGUCUGUCAGCCUGAAGGAUAUAGUGAACCAAGAAGGAUUUUUGACUGAAGUAGUUUAAUUCUCCCUCAUUAAAGAAAACUUUAGUUGGUGCUAGAGGAGGAAAAAGAAUGAUAACAUUUAUUUCAGUUGAGCUUUUCCAGUGGCUUGUUGUGCCAGUUGUUUCUUACUUCCAAAGCCAUGCUUGCGGUAUGUCCAAGGUGUGGAAGUGGGGCAGCAGAUGACACUUGGUUUGCUGUUGAUGGCAUAUGGGAUCUGUGUGCGCCAAGAAGCACCACUGAAAUCCGCAGGAGUGGAAAGGGGUGUAUCCCAGCAGCGGAUUAGAUGAGGAAACCCAAAUAUUUCUGGUUUCUGUCUGUGUGAAAGCACAAGAGCGGGUAAAAAGGACUUUGCCAUGGCUGCAGACUAUGUGUCCUUUUAUGAUUGAAUUCUCAUGUCCUGAUUCAAAAACCGUAGAAGUCAGAUCAAAUAAGCAAACCACAGCGCGUGCUGUGGCCCUGGCAAGGCAGGCGUGCGUUAGCUUGCAUUUCCUCGGGCUCGCAGAGGGAGCUGUGAUUGCAGUGUUGGCCUGCGAAUGACAUGGGGUCCCGGACAGGACUGCACGGGGGGAUGAACUGGUGGGAGGUUAAGAACAAAUGCUGAAUUUCAGAGGGCUGUUGUCAAAGUAGCUGGACAAAUACCUUAGAGUAAUGUAAUCCAACUCUAUACCCACCUCGCCGUGGUUUGCUUACAGCGAUAGCCCCGAGGCAGUGGGCUUAGAUGCUCUGGUUUUCAGCGCUGUCUUCCUUUACCACAGCGAACACUUACAAACAAUUAAUGUGAAUUAGCAACUGCUCUUUGCUUUUAAUGGAGAUUGAGUUUUUGGGGUUUGUUGUUGUCAGUUUUUGUUUCUCCCCUGGCCCUUAUCUUUUUACCCCCAUGCUUUCAUAAAAAGGGAAAAAAAAUAAGGGUCUGUAAUCUGAUCAGAGAGAAAACAGGGGUUUGCCAUGUGUGUACAUACUGCUUUAGGUAGAAAGCCCAUUGUCUCUUAAAGCUAUCUUUCCUUUUCAGAAUUCCUGCCUGAUUCUGACACACGGUGAAAAUCUGUAUUUGAAUGCAAAAUUUUCAUUUUUAGAUGUUUGUAAACCGUAAUACAGUACUGCAGGUGGCAUCCUAAAAGAUCAAAGACAGCAUUAAUAAUGGCUCUGUGGUGUUGAUGAUCUUUUCAGUAUUUCAACCAUGUCAGCAUACAUUUGGUCAUUACUUUUCUAAAGUUAAGUCUUCUUUUCUUCAGUAAUUGAUAUAAGAUGUUUGCAUGAUGGAAAGUAAUUUAAGUUCACUUCUUAAAAAAAACGUGAUUCAUACUGUAGGUUAUGUUUGUUUAACAGAUUAACAUUUUCACUGACGGGUGGCAGUUUUUUUUUUCUUUUUAAUGCUUUUGAUAGAAGAACCUCUAGGACAUUUUCCAGCAGAAACACAUUUUGUGAUCUUUGCCUCCAGUUGUGGAAGUAGUACCUUUCAAAAAUAAUUUUAUUUCCAAUACAGUUUGGCCAUCUGGGUAACAAUACACAAGUAUGUAUACCACGUUCAAGCUAUGAUUAUAAAAACCCCAUUUUGGUGAAAGUAAUCACGAAAUUAAUCCAGCAAGGUCAAAAUCCUUUCUGAGUGAAAAUUUUGGAUGUGUCAAUAUAAUUGAAGCACGUGAUGCCCCACCAGAUUUUGGGGCCAAAUCAUACAAAUUUUGUAUUUUCAAAUUCACGAAAGGUCAACCAAUAUUUUUUUUUACUUUCAGAAAACACUGAGGAAUUUGGUCACCUUACAUCCUCUCCUGUGAGGUUUGACUCCUGGCCUGCGUCCUCAGGGCACUGCGCCUCAGACACCGUUAUUUUAUGACGGUCAUUCAGACUCAGCUCUAGCGGCAAGUUUCCGCAAUUCACCCAUGUAAUUCAAAAUUAAUCCCUCCUUGAUUUUUUUCAAGGUGAGAGAAAGGAGGGGAAAUGUAAUUUUAUAUGGCUCUAUUCCAAAAGGGUUUUGUGUACCUUUCUAAUUCUUUUGAAGCAAUAUUUUAAAAAAUAACUGCCAGCCAAAGUGGCAAUGCAGAAAAGUGCCAUCUUGUUCAGGAUUUGUACACGCCAGUUUUUAACACAGUGUUUUCACUAAGUACUACAUACAUUAAUUUAUAUUUAUAUAUUGUCAAUAUUGUUGUAACCAAGCUUCUCCUUUUUAAACACUUCAGGAACAAGGCCUUGUAUUUUUAGGUGAUUUUCAUAAACAGAAUAAUACUUUUCCUUUCACUAGUAUCUUGCACUCGAUACAUGUAGCAAUACUUAAUAUAUUCUCUUCACAAGUAUUUGUUAAGUGAUUUAGUUAAUGGCUGAUAAAUGUUUUGUACAAAAUAGAUUCUGUACAGGAAAAAAAAUCUUUUAGAUAAACAUUAUUUAUUUUUACUGUUUUGUAAGUUAGACACUAUAUGAAGCUCCUUUUUUGCCAGAAUUACUGGAAGUGCCUCUUGGUAAAAUGUAUUAUACAGUAAAUAUGUAUUCAAAAUUAUUAGAAAUACUUGUCACAAAAUGAACAAUGUGGAUGUUGCAAUGUGAAGACAAAUGUACAACAUAAAUAUAAUUCUGUGGUA
This is a messenger RNA of Phalacrocorax carbo (great cormorant), 13868 nucleotides long. Lineage: Eukaryota; Metazoa; Chordata; Aves; Suliformes; Phalacrocoracidae. The record is from RefSeq and is a predicted model, not a curated record.